GAGCGCGAUGAUAUAAACGCGGACAGUUUGUUAGUCAGGCAAAGAUGUUAGAAGGAAGUGCUUCCAAUGACGAAGUGAAGAAGAUGUUGCCUCCCAAACAAACAUUUUUGUCACUCUCCUGGGAUUACUUUAAGUUGUUUCUGACAUGCGCUUCCAUUUACGGCGUAGGAUAUUUUCGACUUAGUACUACCUGGGUCUUGGUCGGGUCGCUUGGAUACUUCGUUUUGCAACAUACUAGGAAUAAGCAGUCAAGGUUGAUAAGCUCACUCAAAGCCAUUGGAGAAGACGAAAAAGCAUUCAUUAUCCAAAAUUUUACCGUAAGAGACCUUCCGUCUUGGGUUUACUUUCCGGAUGUUGAAAGAGCGGAAUGGCUAAACAAAGUUAUUAAACGAAUGUGGCCAUCCAUUAGUGAGUACGCGAGAGAUAUUAUCAUUGCAUCUAUCGAGCCUGUCGUUGCACAAAAUCUACCAACUGCACUAACACCUUUUAAUUUUGCUACUAUUGACUUAGGUGACACGCCCCCUAGAAUCGGUGGAGUGAAAGUUUAUAUGAAUGAAAACAUCAGAAAGGAUGAAAUCGUUAUGGACCUAGACCUUAUGCUAUACAGUGAUGCUAGAAUCAAAGUAAACUUAGGAAAAGUCAAGGCGGGAGUGAAGGAGUUUGAGCUGCGUGGUACACUACGUGUUGUUAUGAAGCCUUUAGUUCCAAAAGUCCCGUUCGCUGGUGCGGUUACUGUGUGUUUUCUGGAUAGUCCAUACAUCAAUUUCUCUUUAACCGAUAUGGGAAAUAUCCUGGGACUCCCUGGUUUGCAACAAACAUUGAAUACAGUACUUCGUAAUGUUGUCAACCAGUUGGUCGUUCUCCCAAAUCGUUUACCGGUUCAACUGGUUCCUGAUAUUGACAUACAGCGUUUGAAAUAUCCAUUACCUCAAGGCGUUCUUCAUAUCAAUAUCAUAUCUGGUCGAAAUCUUAAAGCUGGUGAUAAAAAUAUGAUUGGACACCGUACAUCUGAUCCAUAUUGUGUUAUACGAGUUGGCGCUAGAACGUUCACUACUUCUGUUGUUAAAGAAACACUAGAACCAGUUUGGAACCAACAUUUUGAGUCUAUCGUCGAUAUUUGUCAUGGUCAGUCAGUAACAUUUGAAGUAUACGAUAAAGAUCAAGGGAACAAAGAUGAUUAUUUAGGUUGUACUUCGAUACCAGUUGAGUCGGUAGUCAGUGAAGGUGAAAUAGACACGUGGUCCUCAUUAGAAGGGGUAAAAACUGGUUCAUUACAUAUUCAAUUAACGUGGUUUCGACUGUCGAAUCAUGAAGUGGAUUUUGUACAGGCCUUACAGUAUCGUAAAGCAUCCGGACGAAGUAUGAGUUCGGGAUUCUUAUACGUUGUUAUUGAACAAGCGAAUAAUUUGCCAGCCGUAAAACAACUACAAGAACCUUCACCAUUUUGUAAUAUCCAUCUAGGACGUGAUUAUCAAACAAACGAAGUUAAAGAAAAAACACAAAAUCCUGUUUGGAAUUCUGUACAUCAUUUUCUUGUCAGUGAUCCAAACGUUGAUAUACUUCAGCUUAUUAUACGUGACAGUCGAACGGAGACAAAACUAGGAUCUUGUAACAUCUCACUACAAACCUUAUUAACACAGAAGAAUAUGUCUGUCACACAACCAUUCACCUUACAAGAUACAGGUCGAGAAACAUCAACCAUUUACAUGCAUUUACAACUGUUGGCUUUACUUCCUGGACAACGCCAAAAUCCAAGCGGGCAUGAUAAUACCAAUAUAAAACGCAGUUUAUCCCUGAAUACGAAUUCUACUGAUAAUACUAUCCCAACUGAAAAACCUGCUGAAUCCCCCACAGGAAAUCCAGAAAUGGUUGUGAGAAAUCGUUUUCCUGAUGAUAAUGAUAUUAUUUCUUCUACAGAAUCUUUAUCAACAACAAACUUCGAUAAUCAGUCUGUUCAGCCAAUUAGACAAGUGAUGACUAGCAAUAGUAUACAACAAAUAAGCAAUUCGUCACUGGGUCGUAUUCGCUUAACUAUCCAGUUUCAUUCUCUAUCGAACUAUUUAGAAGUAACAGUACAUGAAUGUCAACAUUUAAGCGGUGUUGAUAAAGACGGUCUAUCUGAUCCAUAUGUAAAACUUUAUCUUACGGAUUUACACGAAAAUGUGGUCAGUGAUUCAAAAAAGACUAGAACUGUUAAAGAUAAUUUGGAUCCAAAGUACGAAGAAAAUUUUCAGUUUCCAAUUGAAGCUGACCACCUUCCAUUGACCAUUCUAAGGCUGGAUAUCAAAAAUCAUGUUGGGCGUUUUACACGUAGUGGAAAAACGCAUUUCAUCGGAACUUUGUCGAUAAAUCUUAUUGAUUCAGUAGACGGGAAAGCUGAAACUAAGUGUGUCGUUAUAUCAUAUCGAAACUACUUUUUUUCACUGUGAUUGUAUUGCUUCUUAUCACUAAUCUUUUCUAUAAAUAAACAUCUUUCUGAUUGACUGGUGAAUCACCAAGGUUGAUUUUACUAAAUAACAUCCAAUAUAAAUUUCCUAUUCCUACUGAUUAGUUAAUGUAGCGUCAGUUUUUAGCUUCUUUAUGCCUAAAGUAAAAUGGAAUGUUGAGCUUUUGUUUCUUUCUAUUUAAGGUACGACUUGGGGUCACCCAUUUUUCGACCAUAACUUCGUGUUUUCUUGUUCAAUAUACAUGCAGCUAUUGUCUCUAUGUUAUUUGGUCUUUAUUCAUCUUGCACACUCAAUGUCUGCAGUAUUCUUUAAUAAUAAUUAGUUACUUCCAUAAACUUUUGUCUCUAUUUCCAUCCAAUGAGUGUGAUUUUUUUUAAUUUUGGCUUUUCUGUGUAUUUACCUUCACUAAGAAGCAUGCAUAUUUAUAUUUGCCAUAAUAUCAUAUUUUUAUAAAGAAUAAUUGUUAAUGGAUUUUAUUUACAUCUCUGAAAGUGUAUGAAAUUUUAUUCUAUGACCUCCUACUGAACGUUCACUUAUGCUUAUUUAUUUCAUGUUGCCAUUUGUGUCAUACUGUAAUCUUCCUUUAGAUUCUUUGCUUUUUGAGUUGCAUUAUUUUUUUCACAUCCAUAGUGAUAUAACCGCCAUUACUGCUACAUCGAAAAUUUACUUAUCUAGAAAGUUGUGGCCUAUUUAUCUAAUAUAUUCCUUGUGU
Messenger RNA from Schistosoma margrebowiei, 3159 nucleotides. Lineage: Eukaryota; Metazoa; Platyhelminthes; Trematoda; Strigeidida; Schistosomatidae. The record is from the annotation of a GenBank genome assembly.